Messenger RNA from Drosophila nasuta, 2842 nucleotides. RefSeq lists its product as uncharacterized. The transcript has 3 exons. The record is from RefSeq and is a predicted model, not a curated record. NCBI's taxonomy places the organism in Eukaryota, Metazoa, Arthropoda, Insecta, Diptera, Drosophilidae. The coding region runs from base 590 to 1882 and encodes 430 amino acids.
GAUGAAUGAACGUGCAGUAGUAAGGUGUAAAACAUAGCAAAACGUAAAAAUUCGUGCGUUCCUCGUCAAAAACCGCAAAAAAACAAACGCAAAAACAAUAAAGUAACCGCAAACGGUAAAGUGCGUGUAAAAUAUACAAUAAAAGCAAGUGUGUACUUACAAAAUAGACAGUGUAUUGGACCGGUAAAGCCAAAAAACAGCAGUCAGCCACACAAACACACACACAAUGGAAGAAGGCAAAGCAGUAGUAGGAGUAUGUUGAGUAUAAGUUUGUAGUAGUGUAGUGUAGUGUAAACGUACGAACCAGCGUGUGAGCCGCAACUGGCAAAAAUUGAAGAAGCGAAGAAGCAGCAGACUCAAAACACACAGAUAAUACAAAUAAUAAUAAUAGGUAAAGCAAAGUAAAUACGCAGCAACAAUGUUGAGACAAAUGCAAAAAUAAUUGCAUGCAGAGCUGAACGAGAGAUAAAACGCCGGGUAUGUUAAAGUUGCAGCUGACGAAGGAGCCAAAGCAACUAGAAGACGAGGGUCUGGCAAUUGGUCGACGUAGAGGAGGAGAAAGAGAAGAAAGAGCAGGAGUGCAAUAAUAAUGUUGCUGGCGGCAUCAGCGGGGCAAGCAGCGCCCUACACGUCUUACGAAUCCAACGCGACACGAAAAAUCACCAGCAACAACAACAAUAAUAACAAUAAUGUCAGCGCAGGCACGAGUUCAUCAUCACCAGCGCACAGCAGCGGCACAACAACAGGGGGAACUACAGCAAAUGCAGCGGGAUCGAUGGCGACUGCAGCACGUCCAACAACUGGCAGCAGCAGCAUAGCAUCCACAGCGGCUUGUGCCAUCAUGAAAACGCUGUCUGUGCGCUUGCAUCGCGGCACCGAGUUCAUCAAGGACACUGUGCAAAAGGCGCUCGUUAUGUCCGCCACAACGCCAGUGAUGUCUACUCAGCAGCCGCAGAGCCAGCAGAGUCAGAACCUUAAACGCAAAUUUACUGGCCACGGUGGCAUCAUGCACUCUAGCUCUGGGAUGGGCUCAGGUCUUGGAAGCAGUCGCCACUAUGCAGUUAGCCAGCCAUAUGUUGUACCCACUCCUGCAUUCCUGCGACACUUUACUGUGGCCCCCUCAGCGCUGCAUCGCUCGGCGUCGGCACGCAAACGCAAUCCCAGCACUGAUAGCUUACUCAUGGACCUGUGUCUCUUCAAGCCCAUUCGCCCCAUGCCCAUAACGCCAAUUAAAAUCAACAAAGCACGCGGCUUUGAACUGAAGCGACCCAAAUGUAUGCCGCCCAUCACAAAUAUGUACAGCGAUACCGACGAAGAGGAGGAUGAAGACGGUGAUGAUGAUGGCGAGCAGCAACUGAAUGAAGGAACGGUCAAAACGGAGACGGAGGUUGCCUAUAAACCAAAGUUCAGCACAUUGAUAUUGCCACAACAUGCCACCGCGUCGGCUUUUGCGCCGCACGAAGCCACCAAGAGGAGCAUUAGCAUUGAAGCACAUGCUCCUGUCCACACCAAGGACAACAUCAACACACACACCUCAGACUCAGCAAAAAGCGCUGCUCCUGUCCUGGCAGCUGCCUCUGCCUCAGCUUCUGCCUCUGCCUCGACUGCUGGCUCAUCAAAGUCAAAGCCAGCAGUUGGCACAAAGCGUCGACGACGUGCGCCUCUGUUCACAGCCAAAAAACGCCGCAAAACAGCUGCAUCAGUUAAGGAAAAAGAGCCACCAAUUACAGCUGUCGUGGCUACUGUUGCGGCUCCAAAGCGCAAGCGACGCAAUGCAGAUGCACUAACAGUCGAGAGCAGCACAACCAUAUCGCCAAUGCGUCGCUCUCCUCCCAUGACACGACAGCGUGCACGUCAACAGAUCUCCGCAAGCAGAAAAUAAGCAUAACACUCAAUCAUUCAAAACACACAAACUGUUUCUCCUUCUAUGUUUGUGUCAGCUUCUGUUCAAGUUUCAAGUUUAGUCAUUGGAACGCCGCCCUCAGGCCGAUGGUAAUCCGACACCUAUAACAGAUGUAUCAUAGAUUUAAAUUAGACUACAAAUCCUAAGUCUUUGGUUCUAGUUAAACACUUAAGUCCAAGCGUGUUUCCAUUGUUUUCCUUGCGUCAAAGCGACGUGAAGCAGCUAGGGACAAUUUGAUCCCUACAACUUACAAAUUCUGGUUUGUAUUCAAUGUUAAAGCAUUAAACUGUCAUCAACCAAAUCGAUUUCUGUUCUGUGUGUAAUGUUCAAUGAACUGCAGAACUGUACUUGAUUUGAGUCUAUAAUAAUAUUAAACUGGUCUUUAAGACUGAUGAUAAACUAACCGAAUAUUAUAUUGAAAGAACUCAGCCCAUUAUAAAUUUAUGUUUAAAGAAAAUUCCUUCCCACAACUGAACUUUAAACAUAAGCAAGUAUUACAACAAACUACCAAGAAACAAUCUUAAAAGAAAUGAAGAAAACAUAAAUUAAUUAUAAAAACGAAAUCCAUAGAGAUCGUUAUGUAUAAGUCAUUCCGGAUAUGAUAUUUUCUUUUUAUAUUUUACAUGUAUUUUUUAGUUAAUUGUUUUGGCAAACUUUCAGUCACUUCUCCAUUUGUCUUAAAAAUGUUUUAUUUUAAUUUGUAUAAUGUUUAAUGUAUGUAUUCAAACUGCCUUUGAGGCAAUCGCAAGAAGAUAAACGCAGAGAAAACGCCACAACUAAUAUUAACUUCCUACUUUAAUUAAGUUUGUUAGAAUUUAUAGCAUAGAAAACAAACAAAAAACAGUAACAAAAACACGAAACAAAAACUAAACAAUUCAUUUACUUAUAAAUAAUACCAAUACAAAUAAAAACAAAUUGAUAUAUACAAACAAAAUCCAA